Messenger RNA from Drosophila grimshawi, 2083 nucleotides. It is a transcript of the gene bru3, whose product is annotated as CUGBP Elav-like family member 4. Lineage: Eukaryota; Metazoa; Arthropoda; Insecta; Diptera; Drosophilidae. Gene Ontology annotation, cellular component: nucleus; cytoplasm; ribonucleoprotein complex. The record is from RefSeq and is a predicted model, not a curated record. The transcript has 13 exons. The coding region runs from base 228 to 1490 and encodes 420 amino acids. Gene Ontology annotation, molecular function: mRNA binding. Gene Ontology annotation, biological process: regulation of alternative mRNA splicing, via spliceosome; mRNA splice site recognition.
UGUGAAAUUCGCCACAGCCGCAAAACUCGCGAUUCUGACUGUCAUCGGGCCAGUAGUAAUACAACAACAACAACAACAACAACAAUAAUAACAACAGUAGCAGACAGCGGAUGCAGCAGCUGCUGUAGAGCAACGUUAACCCCAUAAAAACGACAUUAAAGCAAACAAACAAACAAAUACUAUAUAAUACGUAUUGGGAAAGCUGUUAAAAACCCCUUCAAUCCAACAUGUUGGCCUUUCACAACGAGCACAUUGCCAGUUGCGCCUUCCUCACUUACUUCAGUCCGGACAGCUCGACAACAGCUGCGAAUUCACCCACGUCUGGAGCUCAGGCAACGCUUUACAAUGACAAACAGUCUUUAACAGGGGUAAGUUGCCAUCAUCCAUUAAUACCACCAGCCAUCAAAUUAAUGAACCGUGCUUUACAGCUGAAGCCAGCUGAAAAUGAAAGUCGCAGCGGUAAGUGCACAAGGCUUCAUCCUUACAACAAGACACGUGCUCUACGUGGCGGCUGCGCUUUCGUUAAAUUUGGUUCCCAACAGGAGGCUCAAUCAGCAAUAACCAAUUUACACGGAAGUCAAACAAUGCCGGGUGCAUCUUCCAGCCUGGUUGUCAAAUACGCCGACACGGAGAAGGAGCGACAAAUAAGGCGCAUGCAACAAAUGGCCGGUCAUAUGAACCUAUUGAAUCCGUUUGUCUUUAAUCAAUUUGGACCAUACGGCGCCUACGCGCAGCAACAACAGCAAGCGGCUCUGAUGGCUGCCGCAGCAACGGCACCAGGCUCUGCAGCUGCCUAUAUGAAUCCAAUGGCUGCUUUGGCAACGCAAAUACCUCAUGGCCUCAAUGGCACCGGUCAGCCACCGUCGCUGCCAUCGCCAACGAUGCCCAACUUCAAUAUGGGCGCCAAUACGCCCAAUGGCCAGCCGGGUGGCGCUGCAGCUGCCGCUGCUGCUGCUUCAGUGGCGGAUGGUGUCUUCACGAACGGCAUUCCACAAACGGCAUUCCCACAUCCGCUGCAUCUGACCAUACCACCACAAGGUUUGCCAAAUGGCGAUGCUGCUGCACUGCAACAUGCCUUCCCUGGUUUGCCACCAUUUCCAGGAGUUGCCUUUCCCGCCGUCUAUGGACAGUUUCCACAAGCUUUACCACCUCCCCUAGCGGCGGUUGCACCCACUCAGCGUGAAGAUUUUCUGAUGUUCCCAGGAUGCUCUAUAUCUGGCCCGGAGGGCUGCAAUCUGUUCAUCUAUCAUUUGCCGCAAGAAUUUGGUGAUGCAGAAUUAAUGCAAAUGUUCCUGCCAUUUGGCAAUGUGAUCAGCUCUAAGGUCUUCAUCGAUCGUGCUACAAAUCAGAGCAAAUGUUUUGGUUUUGUUUCAUUUGAUAACCCCACCAGCGCUCAAGCGGCCAUUCAGGCUAUGAAUGGCUUCCAGAUUGGCAUGAAAAGACUGAAAGUUCAAUUGAAGCGGCCAAAGGAUGCCAGUCGACCUUAUUAACAAUCGGAGUUCCUUAAUCGCAACUUACAUCACCAGCAACAACAACAACAACCACAAAUGCAAAAACCACAUAACGCGACAACAUGUAGAACAACUACAACAGCAGCUAGAUCAACAGCAACAGCUGCAGCAGCAGCAACAACUACAACUACAAUAACAAAUAGCCCUAACAACAGUUUUAGGUCACAAUUAACCAAUGAUCAUAAUACAAAUCGUAAUACAAUGCCCUACACCUUUGCCAGCUGGCGCAGCGGUACCUAUUGUUAUCGCAAUAGCAGCAAUAAUACUAACAACAGCAGCAACAACAAUAACAAUAGCAACAGCAACAACAACAAUAGCAACAACAAUGGCAGCAGCAGCGAGAACACUUCGACCUCUAGUGAAACUAAUAACUAUUCCAAAGUUGAACUGGUCGAAAAACUGUUCAUGUGGCAACAACAAAAGCGAAAAUCUUAGAAGCUAACUAAGAUGGACUUCAGCGAGGAAUUUCGACAUGCUUAGUGGAUCUAAGCUCCAGCAUAGAAAUACUAAAAAGAUAUACAAACAUGCAUAUGAAAAAUAAAAAAAUAAAAAAAAAAUACUAAAAAAUAGUA